CAGAGACCCGCCCAUAAAGACUUUUAAAUAAAACUGGAGUUCAAUAGAAACUGGUUUUGGUUUGGAGUGAUACUACAGAGACAUGGCGAACGGGAUACAGGAACAAACUUUAGACCAGGUGGAAAUCCUUGCAAAGGUGUUUCCCACAGACAGUUUGGAGUACAAACUCCUUCUGAGGUACACACAGAAGAAAAACACCAAAAACAGUCACCCCCCGCAGAGCAAUGGUGUAGGAGAGGUGACUGUUGCUUCCCCGUUGCGACCACGGGACCACCGUAAGCCGAAGAAACGCAAGCAUAAGUUUUUAAGGAUUAUGAGCUGCAUCCGGCCGGUGAAGGAAGAUGAUGAUCCUGUGGAUAGAUUGCCGGCAGCUGCAGAUUCAUCAGGUCCAGAACAAGUAAAAGUGGAUAAAAUUGUUAACAAAUUGACCAACAUCACUGAUCAUGUUCAUUUCAAAUCUACGGAUAUAGAAACUGAUGGUGAUGAUGUCGUGGAGAGAAUUGUUGAACUGCUUAGGGAACACGGAGAUAAACUUAACGAGGAAAUUGAAAACAAUCAUGUGCUUAAGAAACAGCUGCAGGACUGUCUGUCAUACAGCUUCUUUACAAGACUAACUCAGAGCUUUAUGAAAAGACUAAGUCCAGAGGAGCUUCCUGCUGCAGAAAGCUCAAAGCAGGCGGAGAUCGCGCUCACCUGUGAGCUGACCAGCCGCCUAAACGCCAUGGACUGUCUCCCCAUGAACCGAGUGCUGGGCUUCGGUGCUAAAUAUUUGCAUGACUAUUUAAGCCCCUGGGUCAUCCAACAAGGCGGCUACGAAAAAGUUUUUGGCUCAGACAGUGAUGCCGAGGAGGAGGUUCACUAAGUCUAGAGGAUUAUUAUUUUUCAAGACUUUUUCUUUUUGAGAUUUAUUUAAUCUCAGGGUCCAAGUGACUUGAAUAAUAAAUGUUUAAAUAAAAAUAAUUGUUUUUGUAAAGCUGCUAACAAUUUAUGCAUGUUUUUUUUAUUAUUAUAUGUUGAAUGUUUGUGUUCUUUUGUUUAAAAAAUAAAUAAAAGUGUAUCUUGAUAAUACUAUGAUACUCGAUACAGAGUAAUUUUAUAUACAUAUGUAUUAAGGUGAUUUUUGUAUUCAUAUUUUGGUGAAAUUCAAUUCUGGUGAACUUUUAUCCUCAACAAUAACAUCUUUUUAAAAUAGAUUUAUUUACUUAAUUGCAAUAUAUUUUUUUUUAAAGAAAAGAACAUGGCAAAAUCUAUUU
Messenger RNA from Clarias gariepinus (North African catfish), 1253 nucleotides. Its product is annotated as apoptosis facilitator Bcl-2-like protein 14. Lineage: Eukaryota; Metazoa; Chordata; Actinopteri; Siluriformes; Clariidae. Gene Ontology annotation, biological process: regulation of apoptotic process. Bases 83 to 862 code for a protein of 259 amino acids. The transcript is spliced from 6 exons. The record is from RefSeq and is a predicted model, not a curated record.